Messenger RNA from Hyalella azteca, 1904 nucleotides. RefSeq lists its product as uncharacterized. The coding region runs from base 138 to 1637 and encodes 499 amino acids. The transcript has 6 exons. The record is from RefSeq and is a predicted model, not a curated record. Gene Ontology annotation, biological process: proteolysis. Lineage: Eukaryota; Metazoa; Arthropoda; Malacostraca; Amphipoda; Hyalellidae. Gene Ontology annotation, molecular function: zinc ion binding; nucleic acid binding; cysteine-type endopeptidase activity.
UUAGCUGUUUGGUUACAGUUGUAGUUGUCUCUGUUCAUCACCGUUGUGCACGGAUUGUUAAAUUAUAAAUAAACCUUAUGUGAUUCUGAAAAGAACCUGUAAACCAACUUCGGUUAUUCGACUACAGAUUCUACGAAAUGAGUGAGAAAACCAUCCAGAGGCAUUUGACGAGUGGCGUGCUCUCCAAAACAGCUUCUGACUUUCGUUGCAAUGUCUGUCAGCAAAACCUCGGGCAACAGGCUCUUCAACACAUCAAUGGAACGCCUCACAAGAACAAAGUCUUUUUCCAGUUGAUGGUCAACCCGUCCCGAUACCCCAAUCUGUUCUCUGCCCUUCCUACCCAACUGACUCAGGCUCUCAAGAAAGGUGUGAUCCGAGCGCAUUCAUCGAAAGUUGAAUGCAUUCCAUGCGCUAAGUCGAUGACUGGGGAAACUCCAGUCCUGGAACAUCUCAAGAGCGAGAAGCACGCGAAGCAAGUGGCUGGGAGCCUGUCCAGCCCCGCCAGCGCUGUGGCCGCACCGACGCCUUAUUUUGACUCCGGCACUGCACUUCCCAAAGCAAUACAACAAGGACUGAAGAAUGGCUCCAUUGCAAUUUCAGAAAGUAAUGGAAUAAAAACGUUUAAAUGCAACUACUGCGACAGCUCCGUGACCGGCGACGUACCUCUGAUGCAACAUCUCAACGGCAAUCCCCACAAGAACAAAGUCAAGGAGCUUGAGCUGCGACGCUGCGCACAGCAGCAGCCGACGUCACAAAUUAUGUUUGCGGAUCACUUCAAGUCGCCGGUUAUUGCGGGGAUCAGGGCAGCGAUUCCUUCAGGACCCGUUGUUCCAGCGCCAUCACACUUCGCUGGUCAACCAUCAUAUGUGCAUUUUUCUGCUUCAUCAGCCAGCGUGCAGCCGUCGUUCUCGUUCCCUACAAAUUUACAAGGAAGUCCUUCAAGCUCUCGAAGCUCCUACAACAUCACCUGUUCUCCCAGAGGUUUGGUGGUCGUCUUCAACUACACCUUCAGAAGACACAGUAACCCGAGGCUCGGAUGGGAAGUAGAUGAAAGGAAUCUGAAACAUAUCUUCAGAAAGUUGGAGUAUAAGGUAGUUUGCCACACCGACUGCUCCAAGGCCGAAACCAUCAAGCGUUUUGAAUCGGCCACCGUAGAAGCCUCAGCAUACGCCAGUUUCCUAGCGUUCUUCUUGAGCCACGGUUCAGGUUCAUCCGAUGCUUUCUCUUGCGGAGGACAUGAUACUGAUGACGUAAUCUGUAUUAGGGAUUUGUACAUGCACCUUAUAAAUUCCAGGUGUCGUGGUCUAGCAUCUAAGCCCAAAAUUCUGUUCUUCAAUUACUGCAGAGGUACAUUGGAGCAAGAACGGCCUAUGUUCGACAGCGGUUAUUCUUGCGGUCAAUCCGAAGCUCCCAGAGACGUUGCUAUUGUACAAGCAGCUUUACCAGAAUUCAAGGCUGCAAGACGGGAAGAAAUAGGUACUGUAUUUGUCCAUUCUCUGUGCGAAGUUCUCGCAAGUGAAGCCAAGACCAAAGACUUGAUUGAAAUUGUGCGCUUGACAUCGUUGUCAAUGCAGGAAAAAGGAGGAUCAACGGCAACAGUGCAGCCUAUUGAUUUUGCUACUUUUUUCUUUGCAUGAAAGCGCUAAACGAGUUCAGCGUUGAUUGAGCAUCAUCAUUUAAUGGCAUCCAAAGAGAAAUGCUGAAACGUAGAAUUUUUGAUGUUAAAGGUUAAAAUGAAAGUCUUCCAAAUCCCUGAAAUGAUGUUGCAGUUUAAUUGUUUGAUGGACGGUAAGAGUCUCAAUGCAUUUUAAUUACAAAUAAAAUUAUUUCAAUUAGUUUAUAUCGCAAUACCACCCUAAUGUCUUUGAAGAACGAGUGGAUAGGAGAACCAAAGCCAGAGCAUC